Messenger RNA from Paracoccidioides lutzii Pb01, 1320 nucleotides. RefSeq lists its product as hypothetical. Bases 1 to 1320 code for a protein of 439 amino acids. The transcript has 3 exons. The record is from RefSeq and is a predicted model, not a curated record.
AUGGAGAGCAACAUUGGGGCGGUUCAGGGGGAACUCCUUCCAGUUACUUGUGUCCUGCAUCAAACCGUCCAUAUGACCUGGGAAAUACCCAGUGCCAUUUCUAAGAGUCAGCGGUGGUUCGCUAUCUACCUUUUGCGCCUUAGUAACAAUGCCCAGUGUCUUCAUUGGAAUGGGAAGAAAUGGGAAGAAAUAUCACAGGAGAAUAAAGGGGGUAAACCCUCGACUUUGGAUUUACGCUAUGGAGAGCUCGGGGUUUACAGCCUCGACCUUGAAAUUGGCGGUGGAAAACCCGACUUCCACGAUCUUCUUAUUUCUUUCACGCGACAAAAUAUGCCUAUCUGGUUUACAUGUAUCUUCACUGAUAUAUGUAUUCCAAGAAGCCUCGAAGUUUUCAAGAACUUUAAGGUUAUUCUCAACCAGAUACCCCGUGCCGUUUCCUAUGUCCUGAAACGGACCAGAGCUAUGACAUUUUCAGGGAACCUAAGACAACAAGUCUCCGCAUAUGAAAAUACUCCCCUUUUGGUCUCGUCGUCUUCCCUGUCUAUAAUUUACACUCCCUCCUACCUCCGUGCGGUAGCCGACAAGUUCGCCCCUGACAAGUUCAAAACAAGCCUACGAAAAGGCGACCCAAUCUUCCUCGUCGGUCCCGCCAUGAUUCCCAAUGUGCUAAAUUACAUUAUCGAUGCUCAGGCACACACCGUCCUUGGUGUCCGUGUCAAACUCCUCAGGGUCAGGGCAGGAACACCAGAAGCAGCGACAGUCAACACUGUCACAGGCCUCGCUAUCUUCAAUCUAUCCCACAAGGAGCGAACCAGCCUCCUCACGUUCGAAACAACGCCGUUCAAACACCCUAAACCCGUCAGCAUUACCAUCCGCCUCUCCAACGGCAAAUACAAAACCGUGGACGCAGGCGCUUUCGUCGAGACAAAGAUGCCAGACACAUACACCUGCCCUUUCAAUCCCCCCUACCCCUCCGACAUCGACCCACUUUUACCCGGGAACAUGCUCACACGCCCCCACAACGUAUGGGAUGUUGCACCCUUCCUAAAAUCACCACUGUACACGCAGGCUACUAGGAUGUUCGAGAAGUGGGACGAGGAGCAUGGGGAUGAUCAUUGGGACAAGGAUUGGGCGAUGGAUGGGUCUGACCAAGUUGGAGGAGUUACAGGUGGUGAGGGGGUGGAGGUGGAGGGAGUUGAUGGAGAUGAAAUUGAGGUGCACGGGGGCCGGGAAGGGGAGGGAGGUGGAUGGGGGAUAAUGAGUGGCGGAGCAGGGCCGAGCAUGGAUAUGGGUGGAGGGGCGAGGGUCGCGAUGGAGUAA